This is a messenger RNA of Eutrema salsugineum, 1305 nucleotides long. RefSeq names its product probable plastid-lipid-associated protein 10, chloroplastic. The record is from RefSeq and is a predicted model, not a curated record. Lineage: Eukaryota; Viridiplantae; Streptophyta; Magnoliopsida; Brassicales; Brassicaceae. The transcript has 8 exons. The coding region runs from base 259 to 1191 and encodes 310 amino acids.
GAUAAGAGUCAAGCACAUGAGCUCAGUUUAGCUCGAGCCGAUUCAGUCUGGUCAAUAUACGGCCACGUAAUGUCGACUUCGCGCAAAUGAAGAAAUAUCAUCUUUCAUUAGAUGUUUUUUUCUUAAAAAAAAUAAAUGACUGUUCUGUGUUUACAACCCAGCAAAAACAGAACAAAAACACUGUUCGCUUCUUUUUGUCUGACCAUCGUCUAUUAGCUUUUGAGCUUUGAAGCUUGAGGCCUCUUUUCCGUGAAGAAAAUGGAUCGAAUUGCGUCUGCGAAUUUCUCUUGCCCAGCGAUUCCAAUGCCUCGCGUCUGUAGAAUCAAACCUUUUGGCCUAAGCAUCGUUACCGACCAUAGAAAGAGAUUCUCGUGUCGAGUAGCUGUAGCUUCUGGAGAUACGAAGGCUACGGUCGUUGACAGUGAACUUGACUUAGAACACAAGAAACACAAUCUACUGAGAGCUGUUCAAGAAACUCAACGAGGACUCACUGCCACUUCUGAUCAACGAUCUGUCAUCGAAGAGGCUCUGGUGACUGUGGAAGGGUUUAAUGGCGGCGAAGCCAUUGAUCUAGUGAAGUUAGAUGGAACAUGGAGGCUACAAUAUACAUCUGCACCUGACGUUGUUGUUCUUUUUGAAGCUGCUUCAAGAUUUCCCUUCUUUCAGGUAGGGCAGAUAUUUCAGAAGUUUGAGUGCAGAGAUCGAUCAGAUGGUGGGAUCAUCCGGAAUGUUGUUCAGUGGAGUGUUCCAAGCUUGUUAGAGGUUUCUGCUUCUUCUCUACUUUUAACUCUUUCAAAUUUCACAUUUUCCAGACACAGUUACUGUAAAAUGAAUCCAUGGCAGGAGCAAGAAGGUGCAACACUUGUUGUUACUGCAAAAUUCGAUAAGGUCUCUAGUCGAAACGUCUACCUUCAGUUUGAAGAGAUAAGUGUUAGAAACAUUAACAUCAAUGAGCAGCUUCAAGCUCUUAUCGCACCUGCAAUUCUUCCACGCUCAUUUUUGAGCCUUCAGAUAUUGCAGUUUAUACGUACUUUCAAAGCUCAGGUUCCAGUAACCUCAACCAGUCCAGGAAGGAGAUCUGUAGGUGGAUUGUAUUAUCUGUCUUAUCUCGAUAAUAACAUGCUCUUGGGUCGAUCUGUUGGAGGAGGAGGAGUAUUUGUCUUUACAAAAUCUCAGCCACUCGAGCUGUGAAAAUCAAAAAUUUCUGUAAACCUCUGUUUUUUUUUUUUUAACUGUAUAUCACAGAGAUAAUAUUAACAUUAUGUUAGCAGAUUCUGUUUAUGUACAAUCUAUUCGAAUUUAACU